AUGGCCGACAAACGUAAGCACGUGGAUAGUUAUGAUGAUUUCGAUGAUGACAGUGACACGGAAGAGCAAUCAUCCAAGUUUCCAAAACACAUCAGAAAGCAAGAUAAACGGCUCAUUGUAAUACUUGAAAAUGCAAAUUUGGAAACUAUUAAGAAUGGCAAAAACCAUGAAUUGCUCAACAGUGAGGAUCACCUUGGGCACUUGAAAAAAUACAGAAAAGAUAGCUCCUUUUGUCGACCGGACAUCGCUCAUCAGUGUUUAAUGAUGUUAUUCGACAGUCCCCUGAACAGAGCUGGACUCUUGCAAGUGUACAUUCACACUGAGAAAAAUGUGCUCAUAGAAAUAAAUCCUCAGACAAGAAUACCAAGAACUUUCAAACGUUUUUCUGGUUUAAUGGUACAACUACUUUUCAAGCUCACAAUCAGGGCAGCCGAUGGAAAUCACAGACUCAUGAAAGUUAUUAAAAAUCCGAUCACAGAUCAUCUGCCAGUGGGUUGUAAAAAAAUAUGUAUGUCAUAUAAUGGAGAAAACACAGUUCAUCCCAGGGAAUUAGUUCCUACUGAUGAGCCAAUCGUUAUAGUUGUGGGUGCUAUGGCUCACGGAAAGGUUAAUGUUGAUUACACAGAAAAAACAGUUGCCAUUAGUGGCUACCCUCUAUCUGCUGCCUUAACUUGCAGUAAAUUAUGUACAGCAUUUGAAGAAGUGUGGGGAGUUCAAUAAUUUAUUUUAUUCAAAAUACUCAUAUAUAUAUUGUAAAUAUUUAUUGCAUAUGCCAAACAUCGCUUAUAUUUUUCACCUCUCGACAUUUUUCUAAUGUAUCUAGCAAUAUUCAUAUAAUUUUUUCUGGAAUAAAAGAACUGUGAAAUUU
Molecule: messenger RNA, 868 nt
Organism: Uloborus diversus
Lineage: Eukaryota; Metazoa; Arthropoda; Arachnida; Araneae; Uloboridae
Product: ribosomal RNA small subunit methyltransferase NEP1-like
Exons: 6
Coding region: 1-720 (239 amino acids)
Biological process (GO): rRNA base methylation
Cellular component (GO): nucleolus; small-subunit processome
Molecular function (GO): rRNA (pseudouridine) methyltransferase activity; rRNA binding
Source: RefSeq, a predicted model, not a curated record